This is a messenger RNA of Rotaria sordida, 777 nucleotides long. Lineage: Eukaryota; Metazoa; Rotifera; Eurotatoria; Philodinida; Philodinidae. The record is from the annotation of a GenBank genome assembly.
AUGAAAAUGUUGGCUAAUUUAAAUAUUCCAGUUAGGACAGUAUUACUUUUAAUUAUUGUUUCUUCAUCAAUUGGAUCAAUUCCACAAUGUGGAAGCAAUCCGAAUUGUUGCCGAACUGUUGCUACACUUCGUAAUGCUGGUUUUGUUGGUAGUCAAGUAAAUAUUAUGACUGCAAUAGCCUAUUAUGAAAGUACUUGGGGUACACGUAAUGGUCCAAAGACGAAUAAAGAUGGUAGUACAGAUAAUGGUCUAUUUCAAGUUAACAGUUAUCUAUGGUGUAGUGCAUCAGGACAACAAAAUGAUUGUUGUUGUCCAAGAACAUAUGAAAAAUGUCGACGUAAUUCAACACUUCGGACAUGUUCCUGUGGAUGUAAUAUUAGUUGUUCACAAGCAUUAACAAAUGAUGCUUCAAAUACACAAUGUGCUAAAACUGUUCUUAGUCUUAGUAAACAAGGUUACAAAGCAUGGGCAGCAUAUAAUUCAUGUGCUGCUGAAUGUGAUUCAUACGACGCAUGGAAGGGUGCAUGUUCAUCUGGUAACUGUUGCUCAGCUCUAUUUCCUGAUUCAGUUUGUUGUCCAAAGGCUGAUCCUAAUAAACACGGCUGUUGUCCUUCUACACACCCAGUCUGUUGUCCGGCACCUUAUCAAGAUAAAUGUUGCCCGUCAGAAUAUCCUAUAUGUUGUGGCACUCAUUACUGUUGCCAAAGAAGUAGUCAUGACGCACCAUUUAUCCAAGCUACAUCAAAAGUUGCAGCGAGUCCUAAAAUUUUACCUUAG